Molecule: messenger RNA, 1252 nt
Organism: Camellia sinensis
Lineage: Eukaryota; Viridiplantae; Streptophyta; Magnoliopsida; Ericales; Theaceae
Source: RefSeq, a predicted model, not a curated record
AAGGUGGCGAACACCCCAUUAUUCCAUUCAUUGAUCUUUUCCAAAUUCUGUCUGUCCUUUAAUUUCUGUGUGUCUGCCGAAGUUGGUUGGCUUGGCUGGUUGUUUUGAGUGAGAGAAAGAAAGAAGCAAAAUUGUAAUUGUAGUAGUUGUUGUUGUUGGAGAAGUUUGGAAGUGAAGAAGAAGAAGAAGAAGAAGAAGAAGAGAUGUUUAAACUGAGCAACAACCUGAUUGGGAUUCUGAAUUUUCUGACAUUCCUCUUCUCCAUACCAAUCCUGUGGGCAGGAAUAUGGCUGAGCCGACAGGGGUCAACAGACUGCGAGAAGUUCCUGGAGAAGCCCCUCAUCGCUAUUGGGAUAGUCCUGAUGGUGGUCUCUCUCGCCGGUCUCAUCGGCGCUUGCUGUCGGGUCUCAUGGCUUCUCUGGUUCUACCUCCUCGUCAUGUUCCUCCUAAUCCUCCUCCUUUUCUGCUUCACCAUCUUUGCCUUUGUCGUCACCAACAAGGGAGCCGGAGAGGCUUUGUCAGGGAAGGGCUACAAGGAGUAUAGACUCGGGGACUACUCCAAUUGGUUGCAGAAGAGGGUUAAUAGUACCAAGAAUUGGACCAAGAUCAAGAGUUGCUUGCAGGACGGUAAGGUCUGCCAAAGCUUGAUUGAUGCUGGCUCUAACACCACGGUUACCCAGUUCUAUCUCGAGAAUUUGUCCUCUGUUCAGUCGGGUUGCUGCAAGCCUUCAAAUGACUGCAAUUUCACGUAUAUUAGCCCAACCAACUGGACAACCUCAGCCAUAUCUUCUUAUACAAAUUCAGAUUGCAAGCUGUGGAACAAUGACCCAAGUAUUCUGUGCUUUGACUGUCAAUCAUGCAAGGCUGGGCUUCUGGAUAGUAUCAAGCAUGAUUGGAAGAAGGUGGCUGUGAUCAACAUUAUAUUCCUCGUCAUCCUCGUCAUUGUCUACUCAAUUGGUUGCUGUGCCUUCAGGAACAACAGGGAACACAAUUUUAUGUGGAAAAGACGGCCCUGAAACUCGCUCUGAAUGUAUGGAUUUCCGCUAGUUGUUACUAUGUUAUUAGCCGCAUAGCCGUGAGGUUUUAUUAGGGCUUAGGGCUUCUACUGAUCUGGUCUGUUGUAUUCUAUACUAGUCUCUGAAGAAUCUGUACCCAGUUGCUUUCUUUCUUGUAUAUUUCUGUCUAUUACUUUUCUUAUUAUCAGUUUUAUCUGUUAUUUGACAUAUAUUCUAUGGAGGCUUUGGUUGCAUUC